Molecule: messenger RNA, 3184 nt
Organism: Plodia interpunctella (Indianmeal moth)
Lineage: Eukaryota; Metazoa; Arthropoda; Insecta; Lepidoptera; Pyralidae
Gene: Rab1
Product: Rab1
Exons: 5
Coding region: 159-770 (203 amino acids)
Biological process (GO): vesicle-mediated transport
Molecular function (GO): GTP binding; GTPase activity
Source: RefSeq, a predicted model, not a curated record
GACGUCGCUUACGUCAGUGUGGGUGUUUCGGUCGGCGGCCAUUAUUCUACGUAGAAUUAAUAAUUUUCGCUUUUUAUUGCAAAGAAACAAAGAACUUUGUUAUUUUCAAUAUAUUCUGCAAAUUUAUAGUUUUGGAAAAGAUUAUUUUAUAGUACAAAAUGAAUCCAGAAUACGACUAUCUAUUCAAGCUGCUCCUGAUUGGAGACUCCGGAGUCGGCAAGUCCUGUCUGCUGCUCAGAUUCGCCGACGACACGUACACAGAGAGCUACAUCAGCACCAUCGGAGUGGACUUCAAAAUUAGAACAGUAGAAUUAGACGGCAAGACAAUAAAGUUACAAAUAUGGGACACAGCCGGCCAGGAACGGUUUAGGACAAUCACAUCGUCAUACUACAGAGGGGCACACGGCAUCAUCAUUGUCUAUGAUUGUACAGACCAGGACUCGUUCAGCAAUGUGAAGCAAUGGCUGGAGGAGAUCGACCGCUACGCGUGCGACAACGUCAACAAGCUGCUGGUCGGCAACAAGUGCGACCUUACCACCAAGAAGGUGGUCGACUACGCUACGGCCAAUCAAUACGCGGAACAACUUGGCAUACCGUUCCUGGAGACGUCGGCCAAGAACUCGACGAACGUGGAGCAGGCGUUCAUGACGAUGGCGGCGGAGAUCAAGGCGCGCGUGGGCCCGCCCAGCGCGGGCGCGGCUCCGGCCGGCGCCGCCGUGCGCAUCGACCCCGGCCGCCCCAUCGACACCAACAAGUCCAGCUGCUGCUGAGCGCGGGGCUGCGGCGGGCGGCACACCGCGCAGUCGUUGUGCGCCCGCGAGCUCCACAACCACCACAAACGUUUCAUGACCGCCACACUCCGACCCCCAACACUCUACUUGAUACGUCGCCCGCAAACUGCUACAUAAUUACCACAUACAUGAGACCUACAUACCAGAUUGUUAUUAGUUCGUCGCACUUGACCUAAUUUACGUCGAGUUUGAAUUUUGCCUUGGGGAAUUUCAGCCUUAUGAUCAUACUUAUAAAACUCAAAAUUGUUGAACGUUUGAAUUAUACCGGAAAAAAAUUGCUAAACAGUUUCGAGAUUUAUACGUCUGAACGCAAAGUUCAAUUUCGCUAAUUCGAACGCCAACGAACGCCAACUACGAAUAUUCAGCGGUUAUACUUGUCUCUUUCUAUCGGCGGAUCGCAGUAUGUUUAAAAGAGAUAGAUACCAUUUGUUGGCUUUCGUUGGUUUGAUGUGUAUGAUGUGACAUAUGUACAUGGCUAUAUAUAGUAAGAAUUUGUUCCAAAUAAAAAACAAAUGUAAGAACGAUUCAAAUAGCAUCUAGUAUACAUACAUACAUAGUAACAUACGUACCCUGCUUCAUAUACAUUAGGAACGUGAAAAGAUGUAGGUUGGUUCUGGUUUUCGUAUCGAUUGACUUUCAUGAUCGAUUUAAGAUCUAAAGAAGGUAGAAAGUUGAAGUAAAAUUCGGUCAGUCAUAGUAUUUUCCCCGAAAAUGACAAUGCAUUAAGUACUAAGAUUUAGAAUGCUAACGCUCAAACAUUUUAAUUUUAAUUAAUAUUCUUAACUUUCCAACUUCCCAUAGUUUCCUGAUCAAAUUCGACUUGAAAUGUUUGACAAAGUGUAUUUAUUUUGUGUAACAUUAUAAGUUUUUAACAGAAUAUGCUUGUUUUGAUUUAAUACUGUGGGUGACGUACGAGUCGAUAGCUACUUGGUCGAGUCGUAAGAUAGGGGCUCACUUUUUGUUAAUUUGCUUGAGGAUUGAGACAUGGUUGGUGUAUGUUUAUACAUGUUUAUAUAUAAUGAAUAUCGUAGGUUAAUUGUGCUGUUUCCAUAAUGUGAAUUUUGCGGCAUAGGUAAUGGAAGAAAUUCACGUGUUUUAUAUGGUAUAGCAUAAAUAGGGCGAGCCUUGUAUCACACUCGGUAAGGUUAAGGACACAGUGGUUACACGGGCGUAAAUGGCGUAACUAAAACUUUGACGCCUUAUUUUUACCAUGACGAAGAUCUUGUGAAAAGUUUACUGUUCACUUACUGAAGUUCCACUCGGGAAUCGAAUCUUGAAGUGUGAGCGCAACGUACAUGUCCGUAUAUGUAAAUUUAAGAAAUAAUUUCGUUGAAUAUCAAAUAGUAGGAAAUUUCGCGCCUAUGUAACCGCUGUGUCCAAAAAAAGAUUUCGUUUAGAUAACUUUAAAUAAGAUAGGCGCACUAUGCUAAGUCGGUAUGGAGUGUGGCAAUGCAAAACAAUUACAAAUAAUGUAUUAAAUUUUAAUAUUAUGAAAUUCCGAAGACACGGUGUAGUGUGCCCCUUUGUAUAAGUUAUUACAAUCUAAAGUUACAGAAAGAUGUCCAUUCUUGUAGGCGAUAUUCCAGCUUCUGUUUAUUCCGUCACAGGUACUAAUAUGCACUGGGUGUUAUAUAUAACUAUAGUGGAAGCGUACAUGGGUUGUGCUAUGUUCAACAUUUUGUGUCCAAACUCUGUUUACAUACGCUUAGUAAGUUUAAGUCUUGUCAAUUGCAAUUAGUUUGCGAUGUAGGUUAAGCUAUCGCUCGUUGUAAUGCCUCAUUCAUCGCUUCCAAAGCACAAAUGGAGAAGCGGCGCCUCAAACUCUCACUGCCUUUUCCCAGAAGUGUGCAUGUCAUUCAAAGUCUUUUAAAAUUGACUUAAACUACUCGUAAUUAUGUCCACUAGCAGUUAUGAUUAAGUAAAUGCCUUGGAGCUGAGCUGUCAGCUCCUAAGCGUAUGUGAACGAAGCACUACACAAAAUCGUAGAUAUAGCAAAUCAGCCUUAGUUAAUUAGACAGAUACAAUAUAGUAAACUUAUAUAGCCAUCGAUAAAUGUAAAGCGGGAUCAUAGUAUUAAUUAAAAGACAUAUUCAUAUAUCAAUAUCACAGCAAUAUUGUGAUAAUUUUAAAUUUUAAACAAUUGUCCGAUAUUUCAAACGGUAAUUUGUUAUCUCAGUAAGUUCGAGUAUUAGGAAUGAGGUAGUUUAUAUUAUGAUGUUAAAUAUGCCCUUUGGAAUAUUGGACAAAGAAUUUAUUUAUAAUCUGUCACUAUUAUAACUUAUGUCGUUAUUUUUGUACUAUUACGUCAGAGUUAAGUUUACUUAAAUCAAUCCGCUAACCCACUAUAAUUCUGUAUUGAGGGUUUCUUAGAAAUUAAAACAGUAUGCUAUAAA